GCCACAGCGGCCAGGCAGGGAGGAGGGAGGACGGAGUAGAUCGAGGAGGACAGGCGCGUUGUUCCCUGUGUGCUGCUGCUGAUUUCAUGUGGAGGAAGAAGAAAGCGACUGAGCAAACAGCCAGCUCGUCUCUCUCCUGAUCGGAUUUUAUUUAUUGUCUCCCUUCAAAAUGUGCACCCCGUGUUGUAUCUCGCAGCUGGCCUGCUGCUGCGGCUCAGCGGCCUGCUCGUGCUGCUGUAACUGCUGCCCCAAGAUCAAACAGUCCACAGGGACACGUGUCAUGUACGCCCUCUACUUCCUGCUGGUCACCAUCAUCUGUGUCAUCAUGAUGUCCCCCACUGUGGAGCAGGAGAUUAGAGACCAUAUCCCCUUCUACAGUGCGUUGUGUGAGCAGAUGAAUGCAGGGGAGAACUGCAAAUCUCUGGUUGGCUACUCUGCAGUAUACAAGGUGUGCUUCGGCAUGGCCUGCUUCUUCUUCUUCUUCGCUGUCUUCACCAUACGAGUCAACAGCAGCACAGGCUGCAGGGCGGCCGUGCACAACGGGUUCUGGUUGCUGAAGUUUGUUGUUCUGGUGGCGUGCUGCGCUGGAGGCUUCUUCAUCCCAAAAGAGGAAACCUUUCUGGAAGUGUGGCGCUACGUAGGAGCAGCCGGCGGGUUCAUUUUCCUGCUCAUCCAGCUCAUGCUGUUGGUGGAGUUUGCACACAGAUGGAACACAAACUGGAGUUCAGGUGUCACGUAUAAUCGUCUCUGGUACGCAGCUUUGGCCUUUGUGACUCUGAUGCUGUUCAGUAUUGCAGUAGGAGCCCUAGUCUUCAUGGGCGUGUUCUACACCGACCCCGAGGCCUGUUUAUAUAACAAGAUCUUCCUGGGCAUCAAUGGCAGCCUGUGUCUCAUUGUCUCUCUGUUGGCCAUCUCCCCCUGCAUUCAGAAAUUGCAGCCCACAUCAGGCCUGCUGCAGCCGGGAGUCAUCAGUGUGUACGUCAUGUACCUCACCUUCUCAGCCUUCUCCAGCAAACCUAAAGAAAUUGUGGAAAGAAAUGGUGUGAACACAACCGUGUGUGUGUUUCCCUUCAACUCUGGGACGGAGAGCGACAAGAAGAUUGUCACCGCUUUUGGGACUGUCAUCCUGUUUGGCUGUGUCCUUUACUCUUGCUUGACGUCCACCACCAGGCGAAGCUCUGCAGCGCUCCGAGUUUGUAGGAACAGUGAGCCAGAGACUGAGAGAGCUCGCUGCUGUUUCUGUUUUGGAGAUGACACAGAUGGCUAUGAUGAGGAGAAGACUGGAGGAGGCCAGAACGUGGUGUAUGAUGAAAGAGAGGGAACCGUCUACAGCUACGCCUACUUCCAUUUUGUGUUCUUCCUGGGAUCCCUCUAUGUCAUGAUGACCGUCACCAACUGGUUCCAUUUUGAUAACCACAGGAUCGAGGCGCUGUUAGACGGGAGCUGGUCGGUGUUCUGGAUCAAGAUGGCCUCCUGCUGGGUCUGUCUCAUCCUCUACAUGUGGACCCUUGUCGCCCCCAUGGUCUGCCCCAAGCGCUUUGAGGCCUAGGACUCCCACCACUACACUAGAGUCGGGCUACUCUGAUUCUUUGGAUGUGGCCAGGCAGAAGCUCUCACGCUGAGCCAAGGGACCACCCUCCCUCCCCCCUGUCCCCACCUUUACCUGGAAACACAACCCUACACUACCCUCAACGUUCGAAAAUGGAGGAUUAUCUGUUGCCUUUUGUUUUAUAUGCUAGUGUUUAUUUUACGUUGUUUUACAAUGUUAAGCUGUUAAUACCUUGAUGGUAAUUUGUUAUCUUUUACUACCACUUACUCAUGGAGUUUUGUAUUGCUUACAGAUUUGAAAUUACAGAAAGGGAUCAUGGGGAGUUACAUUGUGAAACAUUAGACGCAUCCGACCUCUGUAGGUUCCUUCAUAAUUUCAGAUUUAUAAGUACAUUUUUGUAAGUAUUUCCUGUGUGUGUCCGUUUUAUCUUGGAUUCCCGCUUUUACUCAGCCAGGCAUUUCAGUCGUGUACAGUUGGACCAUAAAGUUGUAGCAAAGUUUCGGGACAAAUUUAUUUCAGCUUAGAGAUGUUACAAGAGAUAUUGUAUUUAUUAAAGUGUGUCUUAAGUAAUCAGAAAUCAUUCUGUGAAGGAAUGUCGUGUAAAUUGAAUUAGAUUUGUCCCCGACUCUGUUUGGAAACUCAUCUCUCAGGCUCACAUGUAAGCUGUAUAUGUUUGUGCUUUGUUAUAUUGCUCCUUUUUGUAGAAGUUUUCUAUGCAACGGAACAAGCUCUUUUUCGAUAUUACGCCCAGUGUUGUGACGUUUUCACUUAGAUUACGAGGAUAAUGUUUCAGAUUUUAUUAAUGUCAGCGCUCCCUUUGAGCCAAAUCUUUUCUUAGGAAAAUCCAUGUCAUCUGUGCAACAUUUCCAGCCAUUGGUUUGUGUUGUACAGGGCAGUGCUCUUCAAAUCAAACUGCCUUACGUAAAAGUGACGCUAGUAGAGUGCCGCCUCUCUGGAAGAGCUGCAGUGACACAGAUGAGGAAUGUUUGCCAAAGGUAGAUGUCAGAAAACAAACUAUCAGAACUGUUUAGUCAGUUACAGAAAAAAAAAUCUAACUGAGAGCAUUAUGUAUUUGCAUGCACACACAGUCACUUAAAUCAGCUGUUUUCUGUACAGUUAAAAAGGCUUUUUGCCUCAUCUCUGUUCCAUGUGUCAGCUCAUAACGGUGGUCAGAACAAGGUAGCAUGAGUGCUUUUAUUAGUGAGUUAUUCAACACUGGAUGUUGAGUUUACUGCCGAAUUACAAUUCAUACAGAGACCUUUGUUACCUGUGUGACAUUUUGGUUGUAUUGUUUGAAAAUACAUUUUCCUGCACAUCAGCUGCAAGUUGAUUCUCAUUCAUCAAUAAAUCAGUAUGUUCUGUUGUCUGACUGUUUCUAACAUGUUUUGUAAUAACUUAAAUGCACAUUUGGGCUUAGGUUCUGUGAUCUGUGGAAGGUUUCAUUCAUACGCUUUAUAUACCUGCAAAAUCUGUCGUGUUUUUUGGAAAUAUUUCUGCAUUUUAAUUGUUGAUAUGAAUGUAGAAAUGAAAUGGUGCUCUGCAGAUUUGAUAUCAAUCUAAAGGAAAAGCCGAAAUCAGAUAGUAGGACCCACUGUGAAGGUUGUGUACUACAAAAAAAUUAUAAUAAUAAUAUACAGGAGCAGAUUUGGACCAAGUAGUAUGUUGGAGAUACAGAGGCGUGGGUGCCAUGCAGUUCAUUGUUCAUAGUGUUUCAAUAAAACAUCCAUUGAAUGCCA
Molecule: messenger RNA, 3285 nt
Organism: Epinephelus lanceolatus (giant grouper)
Lineage: Eukaryota; Metazoa; Chordata; Actinopteri; Perciformes; Serranidae
Gene: serinc5
Product: serine incorporator 5
Cellular component (GO): membrane
Source: RefSeq, a predicted model, not a curated record